AAAAAUCAAUUUGUUGCCUUUUGAGUCCAAGUGAUAUUUAAGAACACGCGUUCAAAGGCAGUCCAAAGACAUUGCAAUCCGUUUUUAGUGUUCAGAAAUUAGAGGGACAUUGUUGUUUUGUCUUCUUCCAUGCUUUCAGUCAUUACAUUUUCUAGCAGAAGCUAACGAAGGAAGCGUACGCGGCAGACAUGCAAAGAUGAGUACAUAUCCUUCCUGCCCAGAUAACCGAACACCUUACGUUGUCCGAAAAUGCAUUGCCCUUUUGCAAAUUUGUGCCUCUUCCAGGUUCAAACUGAAACAAAUCCAUGCCUUCUCUAUCAGACAUGGCAUCCCAGUAACCAGCUUAGACAUGGCCAAGCACCUUAUAUACACUGCCGUUUCCCUUUCAGUCCCUAUGAACUAUGCACACAAUAUUUUUACCCAAAUCCAAAGCCCAAACGUUUUCACAUGGAAUACCAUGAUUAGAGGCUAUGCUGAGAGUGAAAAUCCAAAACCAGCCAUUGAAUUGUACCACCACAUGCAACUGAAACCUGACACACACACAUAUCCUUUUCUUUUGAAGGCCGUGUCUAAGGUGGUCGAUGUUAAAGUGGGUGAAAAGAUACAUUCCCUUGUUGCAAAAAAUGGGUUCGAAUCAUUGUUGUUUGUUCAAAACAGCUUGCUUCAUAUGUAUGCUGCUUGUGGCCGGUUCGAGAGUGCGUACAAAGUAUUUGAAUUAAUGCCUGAGAAGGAUAUUGUGGCUUGGAAUUCUGUGAUUAAUGGUUUUGCUCUGAACGGGAAACCCAAUGAGGCUUUAACACUUUAUAAGAGAAUGGGUUCUGAAGGUGUUGAGCCGGACGGAUUCACUAUGGUUAGUUUGCUGUCUGCCUGUGCUGAGCUUGCAACGUUGGCCUUGGGCAGGAGGGCUCAUGCGUUUAUGGUGAAAGUUGGUCUCAACAAAAAUUUGCAUGCUAAUAAUGCCCUUCUGGACCUUUAUGCAAAGUGCGGAACCAUUAGUGAAGCACGCAAGAUUUUUGAUGAGAUGGGAAUUGAGAGGAAUGUGGUUUCUUGGACUUCUUUGAUUGUUGGAUUGGCUGUUAAUGGAUUCGGUAAAGAAGCUCUCGAGCAUUUCAAGGAUAUGGAGAGAGAGGGAUUGGUGCCUAGUGAGAUCACUUUUGUUGGGGUCUUAUAUGCUUGUAGUCAUUGCGGUAUAGUUAGUGAGGGGUUUGAAUACUUCAAAAGGAUGAAGGAGCAAUAUGAUAUUGUGCCUAGAAUAGAGCACUAUGGUUGCAUGGUUGAUUUGCUUGGUAGAGCAGGCUUGUUGAAAGAAGCAUAUGAUUAUAUUCAGGAUAUGCCACUGCAGCCUAAUGCUGUUAUUUGGAGGACCUUGUUAGGGGCUUGUACAAUACAUGGGCAUUUAGGCUUAGGAGCAUUUGCAAGAGCCCGACUCUUACAGUUGGAGCCUAAAGACAGCGGAGAUUAUGUGCUCCUCUCCAAUCUGUAUGCAUCCGAGCAGCGUUGGUCAGAUGUACAUGAGGUGAGAAGGACAAUGCUUAGUGAAGGAGUCAGAAAAACUCCAGGGUAUAGCCUUGUAGAGUUGGGAAAUCAUGUCCUUGAGUUUGUUAUGGGUGAUAGGACUCAUCCUCAAAGUGAGGCAAUAUAUAAAAUGUUAGUGGAGAUAGCCAAGAAGUUGAAAUUGGCAGGCUAUGUGCCUCACACGGCAAAUGUGCUUGCAGACAUUGAAGACGAAGAAAAGGAAAGUGCUUUGUUUUAUCAUAGUGAGAAGAUUGCAAUUGCUUUUAUGCUCAUUAAUACACUACCAGGGACCCAAAUUAGGAUUAUUAAGAAUUUAAGAGUAUGCGCAGAUUGUCAUUUUGCAAUUAAGCUAAUAUCAAAGGUUUUUGAAAGAGACAUUGUUGUGAGGGACUGCAGCCGCUUUCACCAUUUUAGAGACGGUUCUUGUUCUUGUAGGGAUUACUGGUGAAUUUUGGGAUGGUUUUAUCAAUUAGUGCAAUAAAGGAAACAUAUGAAGGUUUGAUUAGGAAAUGCAAAAAUCUAUGCAGUUAUUGACUUCAUUGUUUUGCAUUUCUAGCACUGAUAUUGGUGGCCUUGGAUUUGGCAGGAUUUUUACAUUGCGCUUGACAUGCGGUUGUGAUAGAUUUUGCUGAUUCCAAAUUUAUACUGUCGUCUUCACGUAUAAAUCAUUGUUUACUGUUGUCAAGCACGUGCUUCUCUAAAAUCUUACAAGCAUUUGAUAUUUAAAUACGGAUUGACAAAGAAUCUGAUAUUUAUGAGAUUGCUUUGGAGGAUGAUACUGUUUUGGCAAUGAGGCUACUUGGGCUUGACAGAAAGAGUUUUUAGAGCUGCAAAGUCCAAGGGGGGUUAUUUGAGGCACCUGCCUAGUUGUAACUGGCUAUACUUGUCAACAUUCGCUACACUGAAAGAAUUCGCAUCUAUAAAGGCAUUGAAAGAGCAUGGGUUUCCAGUUCCCAAAGCUGUGGAUUGUAAUAGGCAUUGUGUGGUUAUAUCACCUGUUCAAGGUUAACCACUUGUCCAGGUGAAGCGAUUGAGAAAUCUGAAAACAGUUUUGAAAUGAUACUUGGCUGUAUCAUUUGUCACGCAGAACGUGGUCUUAUUCAAUGUGUUCUCAAUGAAUUUAAUUAUUAGAGGAUGCAUUUGGUGUCAACUUAAUACCUGUGCUAAUUGUCUUCUGGUUAUGUUUUUGUGCUCUACAUUUAUUCCCUUCUUGAAUUUCCGUGCU
Messenger RNA from Populus euphratica (Euphrates poplar), 2740 nucleotides. RefSeq names its product pentatricopeptide repeat-containing protein At4g21065-like. The record is from RefSeq and is a predicted model, not a curated record. Lineage: Eukaryota; Viridiplantae; Streptophyta; Magnoliopsida; Malpighiales; Salicaceae. Gene Ontology annotation, molecular function: zinc ion binding; protein binding; RNA binding. The coding region runs from base 197 to 1963 and encodes 588 amino acids. Gene Ontology annotation, biological process: RNA modification. The transcript has 3 exons.